Molecule: messenger RNA, 357 nt
Organism: Knipowitschia caucasica
Lineage: Eukaryota; Metazoa; Chordata; Actinopteri; Gobiiformes; Gobiidae
Source: the annotation of a GenBank genome assembly
AUGACUUCAUGGAGGCUCCCGCGUGUGUUGUCUGGUAAAGCGUCCGCUUGGACCCGAGCCACAGGCUCCGUCUGUCUGUGGCCCUCUGAGCUCAUCCAGUCUCUGCAGCAGCAGGAGCUCCUCACACCCAUUCAUCUGCAGAUGUGCAUCUCUGCAACAGCAGCGCCAUCUGCUGCUGAAAACACAGCAGGAAGACCUGCUGUGCAUCUCCUGGAUCGAUAUCUGGAUCUAUCGGUUCGGCAUCACAGCUCUGGAAAACAGGAGGAGCGUUGCUUUAGCAGAGUCGACAGCCUUGGGCACCCCUGGAGUUACACCAAGCUGCUGAGAUGGAUGUCCAAUGACCUGGAAACCCUGUGA